GGUUCGACUUGAUUGGAAGGUCCAAAAGAUGCGUCGAUUCAAUUCCUGCUUUUUGGCUUUCGCAAUUCGCAAUGACAUCGUCUGUUGCUGGCAGCAGCGCAAACAGUACUGUACCGGUAUACACCUCAGCUGUCUCACGAAAUGGAGCAACCGAUUUCUAUUCUUCUUGGGAGGUGAGGGCAAUGUGUUGAGGUGGACGGCAGUGAAUGAUGAGGAAGCGUUCGGUGGCAAGGGAACCAGACCACGCUUCGGAACGUGGAAAAUGACGGGUUCCACUCUAUUCGUGAAUUAAUUCUUGCCACCACGGACCAUCACCACAAGGGACAAGCGGCAACAACAGCACCAGCCAGACAUCACAAACAUCGACUUCCUGUUACCAGACUGGUACUUGUCGAGGCAUCGAACGCAAUCGCCCUACUCUAGCUGCUGACUAGCGAUCCAAUAGUGUGACUGUUUUCAGGCCUGACGUUUCUCACAAGAGAUCCCGCUUUUUCGCUCUACCUUUUCUACGGUAAAUACCCAACAAUUAAUUGAGGACCCCGCAUAACAGAACAGAAUGGGCCUCAACGUGGAUGAGUGCAUCGAGACGCUGAAAUCGGGCGAAUGCGUGAGCGAGAGUUCCCUGCGACUCCUGUGUCAAUACGUGUCUGAGCUUUUGAUGGAAGAAAGCAAUGUCCAGCCUGUGCUGAGUCCAGUAACGAUUGUGGGAGAUUUGCACGGCCAAUUCUUUGAUUUGCUCAAUCUGCUGCGUGUGGGGGGAUGGCCUCCCGAUACCUCGUACAUUUUUCUGGGAGACUUUGUCGAUCGUGGACACAACAGUGUGGAAACUCUCAGUUUAUUGCUCUGUCUGAAAUUGAAAUAUCCCGGUCAUGUCACCUUAUUGAGAGGAAAUCAUGAGAGUCGUCAAAUUACACAAGUCUAUGGUUUCUACGACGAGUGUUUACGAAAGUACGGCAAUGCAUCCGUGUGGAGACAUUGUGUGCAAUGCUUUGAUACCUUUGGUCUCGCCGCCUUGAUUGACGAACAGGUACUCUGUGUCCACGGAGGACUCUCCCCGGAUGUACGAACAUUAGAUCAAGUCCGGGCCAUUGAUCGCAAUCAAGAAAUUCCUCACGAAGGAGCAUUUUGUGAUUUGGUCUGGAGUGAUCCCGACGAUAUUUCUGGAGCCUGGCAAUUGAGUCCUCGAGGAGCCGGAUAUUUAUUUGGACAACGCGUCACGGACGAAUUUCAUCACGUCAACAAUUUACAACUCAUGGCACGAGCGCAUCAAUUGGUAUUGGAAGGACGCAAGUAUCAUUUUGACAAACGAUUGGUCACCGUGUGGUCGGCACCCAAUUAUUGUUAUCGGUGUGGAAAUGUCGCUGCCAUUUUGGAAAUUGGGGGAGACAACGCCCAUACUACUAAUAACCCGGAAGAAGACGGACCAGGUUCCGAAGGAUUUGAAGGAUCCAUUCGACAACGAUUCAAGUUCUUUCGAGACACAGAACAGUCAGUUUAUGGGCCCAAGGGAGAAACCAGAGCACAGCUGGUUCCUUACUUUUUGUAGUAAAAUACUGUAUCACUCCUCAUUUCUUUGUAAUACUCCAACCACCCACGAAUCUACACGCGAUGUUCAAUGUAUGUAUCUAGAUCUUCUAUUAGAAUCUAUUACAACCUU
This is a messenger RNA of Seminavis robusta, 1657 nucleotides long. NCBI's taxonomy places the organism in Eukaryota, Bacillariophyta, Bacillariophyceae, Naviculales, Naviculaceae. The record is from the annotation of a GenBank genome assembly.